AUGCUUACGGGUGUUGCUGACCCAGAGGACGUCGAGGACGCGCUCGAUGUCGGCCGCCACUUCGCCAAAGGACUCGUAGCCCGGCACAUUCUCACUAUCGUUGUCAUUGUCGGCUGCUUCUAUCUCUUGUUCCCUGGCUGGGUUGGCCUGCAUCCCAGAGAACUUCUUUGCAUGGCGCCGGUUGAUGCGCAAGACCGCGGCCUCGACCCAGGCAAGCAGGUUGGCCUCCUUGCUCGAGCCGGGGCGGACGGGGUGCUGGCGCUGCUGCGGCAGGUCGACCAUUCCCAGGCUCUUUUACUCUCUCUCUCUCUCUCUCUCUCUUUUCCCUUUUAUACAGACAUGCGAUGGAAGAAGGAAGAAGAUGAAGACGAAGACGAAGAUGAAGACGAAGACGAAGCCAAAAAGACAUCAGAGAAGACGAGAAGAUAG
Trichophyton verrucosum HKI 0517 is the source of this 429-nucleotide messenger RNA. RefSeq lists its product as uncharacterized. Bases 1 to 429 code for a protein of 142 amino acids. The record is from RefSeq and is a predicted model, not a curated record. The transcript is spliced from 2 exons. NCBI's taxonomy places the organism in Eukaryota, Fungi, Ascomycota, Eurotiomycetes, Onygenales, Arthrodermataceae.